AUGAGGACAGCACUAUCUUUAGUGUUGACUGUACUGCUGGUUUGUGUGCCAUCACUGCUCUCUGUCCCCACCCCAGAUCUCAAUGGUGCAAAAAAGGUCAGACUAAACCCUGACUUGGCGGAGGUGGUCCCGCCCCUUAAUGCCUGGACUCCAGUGGUACCUUCCAAAUCAAACCCAGAGUUAGUCUCUGAGGAGACACAAAGCUCACUGUCCAUGUUUGAAGAAAGUAGCAGCUUAAAGUGGGAAACCUGGAAUGGCACACUUCCAAAUGGGGCUGUAGGCAUCUACAAUGGCUACGCUAAACGCACGGAUUAUGUGUGCAAGUUCAACUGUGAGGCUGGUUUCUACAACCCAGACAAAGGUCCGUAUUGCAACUACCCAUAUGCAGAUUCUGAGUACAGUGCCAUUAAGUUUGAGAUCUUGGUCAAUGAGGACCACUUUGAGUUCUUGGAAUGGAAAGAAGACUCCUAUGGUUCUGUGCCCAAACAUUCAGUAAAGACAUGCCCAAGACUUGACAUCUUCGUUGGCAAGAACAAAUAUGGGUUGGGCAAGGUUGUCACUCAGCACAAGGCCUUCUUCCUGCCUUGGGAGGGCAAGGAGUACUGGUACAAGAGUUAUGACGUGCUGAUUAUUAACACUGACACAUACAACCAGCAUAUCUCCCAUGUGCAGUAUGCUGUUGACCAGAUCAAACUGUUCCAUCACCCUCCUGAGACCAUCCAAAUGGCCAGAGCCACCAACUAUGAAUGCUCCAGCAUUACAAAGACAGUCCUCUUAGAAAAGUCCAGUACUGUGGAAAGGUUUUGGGAUAUUGGCAGAGAGACUCGCAAUGGGUCCACUUCAACCAUGACUGGAAAGAUCCCAAUCAUCAACCCAGACAAUGUAGACUUUACCAAGGAACAGACUGUGAGUUUUUCUAAGGGGACCAAGAUAAUUGAGACUAUUAGCCAUUCUAUGUCUGUAGAAGUCUUAGUACCUCCCAACCAUUCAUGCCUAGUGAGGAUGGAAGCUAGAAGGAUGACUGCUGAUAUCCCAUUCACAGCCCGCCUAAGUCGUACAUACAGCAAUGGUAACACCCACUGGACCACUAUUACUGGGACGUAUGAUGGUGUGAAGAUCGGAGAAAUUAAUGCUGUGGUGGAACGCUGUACGCCUGUUCCUGAUUCCAUUCCAUGCCAGUUUGAAAGUGACUAA
Trichomycterus rosablanca is the source of this 1194-nucleotide messenger RNA. Its product is annotated as natterin-3-like. Lineage: Eukaryota; Metazoa; Chordata; Actinopteri; Siluriformes; Trichomycteridae. The record is from RefSeq and is a predicted model, not a curated record. Bases 1 to 1194 code for a protein of 397 amino acids. The transcript has 2 exons.